Hermetia illucens (black soldier fly) is the source of this 7622-nucleotide messenger RNA. RefSeq lists its product as uncharacterized. The record is from RefSeq and is a predicted model, not a curated record. Lineage: Eukaryota; Metazoa; Arthropoda; Insecta; Diptera; Stratiomyidae. Gene Ontology annotation, cellular component: synapse; cell surface; postsynaptic membrane. The transcript has 14 exons. The coding region runs from base 654 to 6197 and encodes 1847 amino acids. Gene Ontology annotation, molecular function: neurexin family protein binding; signaling receptor activity. Gene Ontology annotation, biological process: chemical synaptic transmission; postsynaptic membrane assembly; modulation of chemical synaptic transmission.
UGUAUCGGAAAACGUGCAAAAUCGGCUACCUUCCAAAUAGUUUUAGUUCUGCCGGGAAGUAUGUCUAAAAUUGUUUGGCGAUUCCUUAUAAAAGUGCAUUCACGUUGGAGGAAGUUGACGUUACUUUUAUUCGAAUAGUGGCAAUAAGGAGUAACGCGUGGGAAUUUACAUCGUUAUGUUGCAGGAACUGGUUGAAUUAGCGAGGCUAAUAUGUUACUAGACAUGGAUAAUCGGUGCCAAAUUCACCAGCAUUAGUCAUCACACAGUCUGCAAAGAACAGCACAAAAUACCGGGUACCAAGCUGUUCUCAUAGCUCAAGAAUAAGAAAUAUUAAAACUAGCGUUCGUAGCCAAAGUCAGCAUGUUCACAUCAGCGCACAAACCAGACAAUCGCCACACAACUUCCGUGAAAAUGAAGUUAGAGCCAGCAAAGGUUCAAGGAGCAGUACGCCAUCAGCAACGAUAUCACACCCACCACAGCUAUCAUCGAAUUCACCAUGCCCGCCCACAUCACAUACUUCAACUAGAGUUACUUCGACAACGCAACAAUCAAAAUUGCCCACAUCGUCAAAUUUGCGUAAACCGGCGAGCCUCCGUAGAAAAUACGAGUUUAUAGUGACAUUGUCUAGUGAAAAGUGUAAAAUAAUUUUGAGAAUGUUGAGAAUUUUCGUGAAUUGUCUUUACCUCGUUACGUUGUAUCCGUUGAGUUUAUUGCCGUUUCGUUUUGUGUCCCUUGAGUCCUUAGAUAGCUACCGUUUUAUGGGUAAUAGUCCUAAAUGUAACGAUCAGAGGUCGGUCAAAAAUCGGACACUCAAUAAUCUCAGAAAUUAUAAAAAUAAUGACAAAACUGAUAGCAUCACUGAUAGUGCUAGCCUAACUAGUAGCGGUUUUAUAACGAACAAAGUCGAUCCCGUCGGAGGACUCAAUAGCAAAAGUGUCAGUUUUAAUUACGUUCAGAAAAGUGAGCCUGGCCCUCAGAUGAAACUUGUAAAUAAGACCAAAACCUAUUUCCCUUCAAGGCAUAAUCAAAAUAUUGGUGGAUUUCAUAAAUGUUCCCACAUUGUAAAUACAGUUCCAACCCCUCUAUCAUCAUCAGUCAAAAUUGUCCAGACAUUCAGAGGCUUAAAACUGAAGAUGACAAACUUUUUAGGCGAGAAGAUACAAUUGCUCACGGAGCAGAUACAUUUUUAUUCAUCCUUAAAUUUAUGUGAUAAUCUUGUAAAUUUUUUAGAAUUUUACACUAAGUCUAGUCAUAGGAGUGUAAAUAGAGCGCCCGCCCAUGGGGACGGAGCAACAAAAUCUCUUAAUAACGAAAAACGAAUGGAAUUUACAAAUGGAAUUGCCGAAUUUAAUCAAAACGCGACUAUACCAACCGAAAGGACUCAAUCAAAAUUAUUACGUUUAUUAAAACCACUCUUUCUCUGGUCGCAUUUUAACCGAUAUUUAUCUACCCAUUUACGUGAAGUCCUGCACGGUUUCGGAUUAUCCCUUGGGGCGGUUAGCAGGCAUGAAAAGCUGUACGGGUGUGCCAGGACUAGCGAUUAUAUCCAGCUGAAUAAUUCAGACGAAACAAAGUGCUAUCGAAAUAUAAUAAAUGAAGUGCAUGAAGUGCACCCGGUUGAAUGGUGGGGGUUGCAACAACACGAGUCCAGAAAAUAUCCAAGCCCCUGUACGCGAUCCGAACAGCAGCCGCGACCCAUAAAACAUGCGAAGUGGCCCGGAGAAAAUAAAACCCAACAUCGGCUAUUUGGAAUUUCAACAAGGACUUUACGGAGUGUAUUUCUGAUAGCCUUCAUUACGUCCGUGCCGCAUAUUUGCGCUUCCUUUCAUCACAACAUUAAGUAUAGUAUGAAUGUGGUGAAAACCAAAUAUGGACCCUUGAGAGGUGUCGUGGUGCGAUCGAAUCCUACGGUGGAGGCAUUUCUGGGAGUACCAUAUGCAUCGCCGCCAGUCGGGAGCUUGAGAUACAUGCCACCCGUGACCCCAUCAACGUGGCGCAACACACGCUUGGCAGAUCGAUUUUCCGCGGUUUGCCCACAAGUUGCUCCCGUUGCGCCAUCCGGUCCAGAAGCGCUUCUUGAAGUACCACGUGGACGUCUUGCCCAACUGCGACGUCUACUUCCGUUGCUUGCGAACCAAUCGGAAGAUUGCCUCUACUUAAAUCUGUAUGUGCCGAGAAUGCUGUAUCCAACACCGCCAUCAUCGUCAGGAACAACAGGCUUUGGUGGUGAUGCAGGAGCAACCGGUCCAGGACUCGGAACGUCAUCGUCAUCAACCGACGGAAUACACAACAUUCCAAACGACUCGCCUGAAGAUAAACCAAUUCCAGCAAUUUUGUACAUUCACGGUGAAUCGUACGAAUGGAACUCAGGAAAUCCCUACGAUGGGUCAGUCCUGGCUGCACAUGGGAAUGUGAUUGUCGUGACUAUAAAUUUUCGAUUAGGUGUUUUAGGAUUCCUGAAGACGGGCGGGAAAGGAAGUGCUCAAGGUAAUUUCGGUUUAAUGGAUUUAGUCGCUGGACUACAUUGGCUCCGUGAGAAUCUUCCGGCCUUUGGUGGCGAUCCCAACAAGGUUACUGUAAUGGGUCAUGGAACAGGCGCUGCAUUGGCCAAUAUAUUAAUCGUGUCGCCAGUUGCUAGUGAUCUGGUUCACCGUGGGGUCUUGCUAAGCGGCUCAGCUCUAUCUCCAUGGGCCAUACAGAAGGAUCCAUUAUUCGUUAAGCGACGUGUUGCCGAGCAAACCGGUUGCCACGGAGACUUACUAGUGGACGAUCUAGCUCCUUGCUUACGGACCAAAUCAAUAGCGGAACUACUAGCUGUUAAGAUCGAUUCGCCAAGAUUCCUUCCGGGAUUUGCACCGUUCAUAGAUGGCACCGUAAUUGUUCAUCCGUCGGGUGGAGCUGCCGGACCAUUGACACUGCCAGCUGGUUCAGCCAUUGCCAGUACUUCGGGAAUUGAAUUAGCGGAUUUUCCAAAUCGUGAACUUAUCUUUGGACUGACUACAAUCGAAUCAUAUUUGGACCUAAGCGCACAAGAUCUGGAAUUCGGUUUCAACGAGACUAGGCGAGAUAGGAUAUUAAGGACAUACGUACGAAACAUCUAUCACUAUCAUUUGAAUGAAAUAUACGCUGCAUUGAAGAAUGAGUAUACUGAUUGGGAGCGACCGGUUAGAAAUCCAAUGGGUUCCAGGGACGCAUCCUUGGAGUUCCUCAGUGAUGGACAUACAGCUGCUCCGCUUAUACGGUUAGGAUAUUUGCACAGUUUACGAGGAGGACGAUCGUACUUUUUACACUUCAGACAUCAGUCUGGCGAACGGGAUUUUCCUCAGAGAGGCGGAUCCGUUCGCGGUGAAGAUGUGCCUUUUUGUCUGGGACUUCCAAUUUCACCAUUGUUCCCGCACAAUUAUACUAAACAAGAUAUUAAAAUAAGUAGAAUAUUGAUACGUUAUCUAACAAAUUUUGCAUUGACCGGUAACCCUAAUGAAAAUCCUACCGCAUCUGUUGACAUAUCGCAUGUAGUUCAUAAUAGUAAAACGGCACUAGUUUCAUCGUCAUUAUCCUUAGCGUCUUCAUUGUCGCCACACUCCUCACCGCCUUCCAUGUCGUUGGUGAGAGAAAGGACUGACGAAACAGAGGACAGGAAGUCCCCAUUAGUGAUAAGCAGUCGAUCCCAAAUCCCGUCGCUGUCAACGUUGUCUUCGUCCUCAGAGUCUGCUUCCAAGCUGUCUAUCGAGGCUUCAUCUCCGUCAGUUAUUCAGAAGCAUGUCCCCAGCCAGCAAUACGCAUCAUCCCUGAUACAGCAUCAAUCUUUAUCAUCUGCCACGUCAUCGAUUUCGACGUCUGUGCUAUCGGCGGCGUCUUCGACAUCUUCGGUGGUAUCAAUUUCGCUCCCAUUGUCAUCAGCCUCGACAGCCGAAACGUUCGUGGUACAAUCUACCGACCAUCGACAAAAGCAACAGUCCUCCUCGUCAUCGUCCUUAUCAUCGACUUCCUCCUCAUCGUAUCAACUCAGUAAAUUCAAAGACACCACAGUUUUCAUUGCACCACCAAUUCACACCGUUAUCAAAUCUAAACGACAUGCAGUUGCUGCCCACCGCCGAAAACGAAAAACUAACAAACGAAUGCCUGGGAUCCAGGAUAAGCAUCUAACGAAGAAAGCUAACAACUAUCGAAAAAAGUUCCUAGCCGAAAACGGUGGAGAUGGAAGUAGUUUUGGUGACAGGAUCCGCAAAAGCUUCCCAGCAUCGUCAUCGUCGUUCCUAGCGGAUGAGGGAGCGGGGGAUAGGCGAAUCAGUCGAGAAUCUGACCCAGGGGAAGACAGCCCCGAGAAUGAGGACGACGAGGACGAGGAGGAAACCAACUCGGACGAGGAGCAUCCUGACCAUGAUGAAGACGACGACGAGGAAAACGAGAACAAUCCAAACUCUCUUAAUAAUAACGACGAUGAUGAGGACAAUAAUUCAAAGAACUCGGAAGACGUUGAUGAAAACGGGGAAGCUGGCGGUGGCAGCGAGAAAUUCGAUCGAUUCGGGAGCAGCGGUAUCAGCACUCCUCCUCGAUUGCCCUUCUGGGAUACCUACGAUGCCAUCAAUCAACUUUACUUGGAGAUGGGUAACAAGGUUGAAGUGCGGAAUCACUAUCGCGGUCAUAAGCUCUCCAUGUGGCUAAGCCUAAUUCCACAGCUUCACUCCCCGGGCGAUUUGGCAGAGCUUCCAAUGCGACACCAUCACUUUAUGGAGGAUAGCGCGCAAUACUACGACGGCAUUAUUCGACCGCAGAUUAUGCAACGCCCAAGUUUUCCAAAGGCUCCGAUUCAGCAGCAAAACAUCAACAGCGGCGGAGGCUCGCACAGGCAAUCACAAUCCAGCGGUACGGGCACAAGGACAACGACAACGAUUCCAAAGACGGAUCAUCCUGGAUUUAAUGUUGGAAUCCCAGCAACUACAGAAUGUCCACCCAACACGACGAUAGUGCCAACCAUUGCGGCCACACGUCCCCAAAAUCAUCAGCAAAAAACCAACAACCCAGGUAGGGAGAGCGGUACAGGAAGUAAUUCGGGGGUAAUAAGUGAUGCAGGAAGCGCAGGCAAUAAACAAGACAACAACCUAUUUCGACGCUUGGCAAGUAGUCAGUUCCAGAGCUAUACGACGGCUCUUACAGUCACUAUAGCAGUGGGAUGUUUCCUGUUGCUUCUUAAUGUCCUCAUUUUCGCCGGUAUAUAUUAUCAACGAGAAAAACGUGCGACCGACGCAAAAAAGAAGGAGCUAUUGCGCGAGGCGGAAAAUCUCUGUACAUCGACCACAAACCUAGAAAAGCUAUCAGGCGGAGAGGGAGCCUACCCCGGGAACGGUGGAGGAGGAAAGAGUAGCAGGAAGUCAAGUCUACAAAGUUUGACAGGAUUCAAUUCGAGCGGAAGUUUCGGCGAGUACAGCUGCUAUGAUGAGAAGAUUCAGUGUAAAGAGAAGCAUGCCUUGGCAGACAUCUGCAGCGUGGAGCUGCCCCUGAAGGAAUUCAAAUCGUCAGGCUCGCCGGCCCAAUCCAACACAGGAAGUCUACGUCGUCAACCUGCCCAGUCAAACCCCGGGUCCAAUCCAUCAUCAAGCAACAUUCUAAUGUACCCUCCGUCAUAUCACCACCAAACACAACCAACAACACAUGGCCACAAGGCAAUGCACCACUAUCCAUCACCCGACCGUCAAGGACGUUCGAACAGUGGCGAACUUGUCACUUACCAGCAAUUUCAAAAGCCUUCAGUGCAUCAGCAUUUCCAUCAAACAGCCCAUCCCCAUCACGGACACCAGUUUCACGCCCAUCAAGGAGCAGGAGCAACAAGUAGUGCAACAGUUGGCACCUCGACGGAACAGUGCAAUCAAUCAACACAAUCGGAACAACCAAAAGUACAAGACGUCGCGACAAGUAUUGAUGAAAGAGCUGUCGGCGGUGGGAGUGGAAGUGAGAAUAAUAGCGAAAGGGGUAGCAGCAGCGGUGGUGGUGGCAGUUCAACAGGCACAACUCUCGCUGCCGGCACUAAUAGUUCAAUUAAUGACGCUGACAAUAUGAUAAGUCCAGGAAUACCAGAACCACCACCCCCGCCGAAAUCCUCUGCACCGUAUCAAGGGGGUAUACUCAGGCAACCCGGUCCUCCGACGACACCCAGUUCGAAUAAGAAACGUGUUCAAAUCCAGGAGAUUUCCGUUUAAGGGUAGUAUGAAUUGUUGAUGUUGUUUGAGUUUUUGUUGAAUGUUGAUUUUAUUGUUUUUAUUGUAAUUUUAGGGAAUAAUGUUUGCUUUAUUAAAUGUUUUACAAUUGUUGAAAGUUUCGGGGGGUUAUGGGGUAGGUGAUAAUUGUCAAUGAAAAUAUAAUAAUUUUGGGGGAUAAAUUGAGGAAGGAAGGACUCUCAGCGACGAUGAACAGAGUGUGGAUGCUCUUGUGAUGGUUUUGAUUACGACAUUACUUUUUUCAUUGCUAAUUAUGUUUUGCCAACAAUUUAACUUCAAAGCUUUUUAUUUUCAUAAAUAUUUUACGUUCACCAUGGUGGAUCCCAUAUCUGUGACAUUAUACCCAAGCGACAGUAAAUUAUUUGAAAUUCCUCUCCUACAUUGAAUUUUCUUUUAAUGAAUCCGUGGUCCAUUUCCGUAGAUACUAUUUCGCAGGGACGACUGUAGUCUAAAAGAGUACUUUCAAGUCGAGUGUUGGUCGUGAUUUUCAAAAUCGGUGUAUCACGAUUGUUGUUGCAUUUGUCAUCCCCUAAUUUGGCUCAGAUCACAAAAUCUUUACCAUCAGAGUAUGGGGUCCAAUAACUACAUUAAUGGCCUCGCUCAAGUCCCUUCUCUUUCCCAUGAGCCUUAGACAUUGGAGUAUAAUAAUGGUGUAGCAGUUCAUUCCAGACAAAUGGAGGCGUCGUCCAAUUCAAAUUGAUGCAAAUGCUUUUAGGAAGGAACCUGAGGGACUGCGUCAGGUUGUAAUUUAAUUCUCCAUGUCUUCACGCGAACUAUCUUUUAAUAUACGAGAGCAUCGUAUAAGUUAGCGACUUUUUUCGGAAUUAUAUCACCGUUGCCAUCAUCCUUUGUACAAUUCCAUUUUAGUGGUUUUGAAGCAGUCACGUGCUUUCCUUCUCCGAAAAAUACAUUCGCUAAGAGAUCCAAAGGGGUCAUUUCCGAGAUGCAUGCUCUCGACGCUAUCAGCCAAUUUUCUUGUCGGUUAGAGUUGUCCAAAAAUCCCGCUCAAACUUUAGCUGAAUAUAAUAGGGUGAAGUUCACCACCCCUGUGGAAAUUAGCUCUUGCCUAUAUUUUGACCCCCUAAGGUUAUCCAUCAUCCUUACUACAGAUUACCUAGCCUUUACUGCCUCCUCUCUCGUGUGGUGCAAAUGUCCUUUGAAUUUUAACUUAACAUCAGACGUCAUCACCAAAUAUAUAAUUAUCGAUUUUUAGAUAUCCUCGUAAUUACCAACUUUGCUGUCUCUUAGUAAUAAGAACCGCCUUUGUUUUUCAUCCGGCAGGCUUAGUUUUACCAUUGGUAACCAUGAUUCAAUGUCGUGCAUGGUUUCUUUGUUACAAAAUCCAACGUCCUCGAUGUAUUUCCCAGUUAUAAUCCUAUCAGAUUGUCUGUAAAGCCUAUCAAUUUU